Dama dama (fallow deer) is the source of this 1856-nucleotide messenger RNA. RefSeq names its product testis expressed 22 (gene TEX22). Bases 446 to 922 code for a protein of 158 amino acids. The record is from RefSeq and is a predicted model, not a curated record. NCBI's taxonomy places the organism in Eukaryota, Metazoa, Chordata, Mammalia, Artiodactyla, Cervidae. The transcript is spliced from 4 exons.
CCUCCCCACAGUUUGUGUACCCCGCCAUUUGUGUACCCCACUUCUCCCGGUCUUCCUGCCCCCGGUGUGUCCCGCGCCUCACCAACGGCCGCUGCACCCCAUGACUCCCUCCCCUUGACCCCCUGUCCUGUCCCCUGACCCCUGCACUGCCACCCCUCCGCGGAGUGGAGACGGGCGGGCUGCCGUCUGCUGCGGCUCCUUCACGCGUGGUCGUGCAGGUGAAGGGCACGGAUCCUGGGCCCUGGGGUGUGGCCGGGCGUCGAGGUGAGGUCACAGGGGUCCGGAAGAACCAGGUGGGGAGAACUGCGGGGGGCCCCUUCUUUCUCUCCUUGUCGUCCUACCCGCAAGCAGAGUCCCGAGAAGCUGCGCUUCCGAGGAGCUGGAGCCACGGUAGCUGUGGGGACUUCGCCCCAGAGGUGCCAGCCAGCCGCCCAGGGGGCUGCAGAUGGACAGCAGGGAGUGUUCGCUUAGGGCUUUCCUGAGGAAGAAAGCAGAGUUGCAGCCUUCCCAGGAGAAGAGGCAGCCUUCGGGGCCACCAAGCCCAGUGAUGGCCUGGGGCUCGCCAGGUGCCCAGAGCAGCAGUCAGCAGGAGCUGCAGACUCAGGACUGGGUGUGCGAGCCGCAGGACACCUGGCGCCAGAGCCACCGCCGCUGGAGCGUCAGCAUAGAUGAGCGCCGGAGGCUGACCAUGCUGGGCCGCGGCGAGAAGCCGGGCCUCGCGGGGGCGCCCCCCUCCUGCAGGGACCUCGCGCGGAUCGUGGCCCAGCUGGUGUCCGAGGACGUGGACAAGGACGUGCUCUUCCCCCACCCGCCGAGGUCCUCCGAGUCCACCAACGCCUUCCAAGCCUUCCUGGUCCGGAGCAAGCCUUUCUGGCACAACGUGACUCUGGAGGCCCCGGCUUCGAGGUCGCCGCCCUCCUAAGAAUCGACUCAGACCAGUGUUUUGUCUUCUGGCGCCUUUCCUGCGGGUACUGGGGAGGCGGUCCCUGCGCCCUCCCUGUACCCUCCAGACAGUCGUGAGCAGCCCAGGGAUAAGAGAACAGGCCUGGGGGGACGUCUGGCUGCCCCCUCCUCAGGACACUCACCCUUGGAAGUCACCUCUGGUUGGGGUUCCUUGUCCCAGCCCAGCCUCCAAGAGGCCACCUGGAGGGUCUGGGGGACAGGGUAGAGUGGCCCUCCAGGAUGGCCCCCUGGGCUGCCAGCAGAGGGUGCCCAUCCCCAGCAGGGCCAUCGUCCUGGGACCAGCAGCCGUGGGUGGCCUGGGAGGGCGUGAGGCUCUAGCAGCUCCCCUUCUGGGCCUGCUUCACGGACAGCUGUCAGCAGCCCAGGUGGAAGGGGUCUGGGCUGGGGAGCCUGGCCCCUGGGGUGAUUGGGCACCCACCAGCUGGAGGGCUGCAGUCCAUGGGGUCGCAAAGAGUUGGAUACGACUGAGCACGCAUGCACCUGGGCAGGGGUGCAGCAGUGAGGGGGCCACGCUCUUCCAGCGGGUGGAGGUUUGGACGUUUGAACCACUCGGUGCUGGCGCCGCCCGGCCCAGAAGCACCGGGUCCUCGGCAGGCCCACGGGGAGACGAUGUGAUGGGGAGAAGGCCAGAGGCCGCGGGGGCCAGGGCGGCUCCCACACAGAGGGAGGCUUCCUGGAGGAGGUGGCGCUGUCCCUUCUCUGCACGGGGAGCUCGUAGGUGGACGAGGGCCCAGGAGGCAGGGAGGGCAGAGGGCCUGGGGCAGCUGUGAGGAGCUCGCCCUGGCCUGCCAUGCUGUCUGCCUUUGCCUCAAGUUCGGGGGUGGACAGGAGGCUUCUGGGCUCUAGGUGACAGUGGCAUGGGGCUGCAUCUGGGGAGACCAGGCUGGCAGCGA